AUGUCUACCAUUACCCCAGAGUCUAUUCCAGGCUUGUAUACCGUUGGGCGUACCACUGGAACUACAGAAGACUUGAAGGGUCUCUCAUUCGCGACAGCCUGCCCACCCGAUGUUGGCCCAAGAACCCGCCUCAUCGCAGUUUGUGGCAUCACCGAUGAUAUAGACCAAGCUAGUCCAAUGGAGGACGGUUGGUUCUUCUCGGACUUUUAUCUGUUUCAUUACCUCUUUUCUCAUCUCCAUGGGCCAACCCCAUCUCAGAUCUGGAUGACUAGUGAAAAGCCUGAAGACCUUGUGCGGAAGUACAGAGAAUACGCGCAUGGAGAUCCAGAAGGAGAGCGAAGAGUUGUACUAGACGAGAACAUGCUGCCAGGGAUCGAACAAAGUAGGAGCUUAUGCGUUGUCUCACGGAACGAUCUUCUAGAACGUUUCUUGUCCACCCUUCGCGAACAAUCGCUCCUGGCCAAGAAUGAAAAUCAGCACUUGGUCGUCUUGAUUUUUGGUCAUGGGGAUGAGCGAACAUUUGGCGUGGCUCUCGGCGGAGACGAACCAAACCUCAAAAUCGAAGACGUCAAGCGCGCUCUGCAGCCUGGCACACCUGUCAUACUGUUCAUGACUUCGUGUUACUCUGGGGGCUGGAUUGUACAGCCGAACGCGAUGACAUACAAGUAUAUCAAUGCACCGGAAUCACUGGAGCAGGACCAGACGCAUAUCGCGAUUGAGGGGUUACAGGAGACAGCUGAAAUUGACCAAGACCCCACCUAUAUCUCAUUUGCGCGCUCUAUAUACGAUUCGUAUAAGAGGCUCGAUCAUUUCGCUGACAAACACAAAAUCCAUUUCUCUGCUCAAGACGAUCAGUGGGCGCUUCACUUCAAACGUCGCAGUGGGAAUUAUGGUUCUAAAGGUUCAGACAGGCAUGGUACGGGCACUAGUCUUCUCGGGAUGGUCAGAAAACGCAGCAAAGUGAAAUAUGCCGCCCGAUACUAUUUUCACAGUGCGAACCCUGGUCAGGAUAAUGAGGCGCCAAAUAUUGCACUCCAUGGCAAACUGAUGCGCUUGCUCAAUGGCAAGGAGAAAUUCAGCGACGAGGAGCUUGACGAUAUUUUCGAAACGCUGAGAUACCGACUCGAUGCGCUUGCCCAAGCCGAUGAAGUUGCCACGAUCAUGGGUGUCGCCAAUGAAGCCUUCAACGCGUAUUCAUUUAAUCCCGUGAUCCGCAAAUUGCGGAGCAAUCCUCAAUUUCUCUUCGUACGCCUGCCGUAUCUACUAUCACUUCUUUGCAUAAUCGCAGGAGUCGUCUGGCUGCUUCUCCUUCCCCUCGAUGAAUACGCCCGUCGAACCUACAUCUCCGAGAAUGCGCUUUUGCCUGGCCAGGUUCAUGCAUACUUCUCCGGCAGCGAACAGAACAUAUUUCGCGGGUAUAAGAGGGAACUCGAAGGUUUGCUGAAUUCUGGCGAUCAGGAAGAUCAGAAGGGGAAGGAUAAUGAAUUGACACCAGUAUAUGCGACUAGAAUAUCGGAUCAGAUACAGUCGAUCUUACGAGCGGCCGGGUUGAAAGUUGCGACACAGAAGUAUAAGUACACUUCUUCGGGAAUUACGCAUGAAGGACAGAAUGUCUACGCGAUCAUCCACGCGCCACGGGGCGAUGCAACGGAGGCGAUUGUGCUGGUUGCUGCUUGGAAGACUGCAGACGGAGAAUUGAACUUGAAUGGGGUCAGCCUUGCGCUGACGCUGGCAAGAUACUUUAAGCGUGGGUCGAAUCUUCUCGCGAUGCAUUGUGGAGAAGGGGGUUGGUCUUUGUGGUCCAAAGAUAUUAUUUUCUUGUUUCCACCAGACAGCAAAUCGGGAACGCAGGCGUGGAUCGAUGCGUAUCAUGACAUGCAACCGUCCUCGGUCCAGCCUCUGCCGCUGAAGAGCGGUGCCCUGCAGGGAGGACUUGUUAUUGAAUAUCCCUUCGAUCAUCGAUUCGAGUCUUUACAUAUCGUCUACGAUGGUGUCAACGGUCAACUGCCCAAUCUGGAUUUGUUUAAUACGGCCAUUUCGAUAACUGGUGGUCAGAUGGGAAUCGGGACCAGCCUGCAGGAAAUGUGGGAGCAUGAUGAUAGCUACGAAAAGCGCCUGCAGACAAUUCUCAGGGGUAUGGUCAAGCAGGGCUUCGGACACGCUACUGGGGCACAUAGUAGUUUCAUGCCAUACCACAUUGAUGCGAUCACUUUGCAAACAAAGGGAGAUGGUUGGCAAGACGAGAUGGCUCUGGGUCGAACCGUGGAGAGUCUCUGUCGCAGUCUCAACAACCUGCUCGAACACCUUCACCAGAGUUUCUUCUUCUAUCUGCUGAUGCACACCAAUCGCUUCGUCAGUAUAGGUACUUACCUUCCAAGUGCGAUGCUGAUCGCUGGAAAUUUCACCAUCAUGGCGAUUGCUUUGUGGAUGCGUACGGGCUACUAUAUGAAUGCUCAAGCGACCUCUACCACAAAAGAAGAAGGUCCCCAGGAUAAGAAGAGUCCGGUUGAUCGAGCAACGAAUACGGAGAAAAAUGGCGAAUUGAAUGACACAAAUCUCAAGGAGCUAUCGAGUCCUGGGAGUGUCCUGGAGCGACAGUUAGCGCUCCCGCUCACCCUAGUUAUCGGGCUACAUCUGCUUGGCCUGGUCCCUCUUUUCAUCUUCAAUAACAUUCAUCACAAGUACUAUACAACGGCGACCUACACUUGCCUCGGAGCUGGGGUCAUUCUCCCUCUCAUCGUCUCAGCCAUCUUGAACCAUGGGUUUACUUCUCCUCCAACAACUCAGCAAUAUUUUCUGACCAAAUCCUUCUCCCUCCUUCUCCUCGGCCUGUUCCUCUCUACCCUUGCCACAUUGAACUUCUCUCUUUCUUUCAUGGUUGGCCUACUCUGUGCACCACUUAGUUUCGUCAAGCACAUCAAUACCCAGACGAAAGCUGCUCUGCGGUACCCAAUCGCUAUACUUGGUUUGCUAACCCUGAAUGUCCUUUCUCCUCCUGCGGUUCUCAUUGGGGCAUGUUGGUACUCAGGCGUGUCAGUCGAGACGGUUUUGACUCAGGCAGCAUUCGGAUGGAAUAUCUGGGGUAUGUGGACACAGGAUCGUGUCUUCUUUGAAACUUGGCCGACGGGGUUUGGGCCUGAAUUCAGGGGUCUGGCUCGCCGUUCAGGCUAG
Molecule: messenger RNA, 3171 nt
Organism: Aspergillus thermomutatus
Lineage: Eukaryota; Fungi; Ascomycota; Eurotiomycetes; Eurotiales; Aspergillaceae
Product: GPI-anchor transamidase subunit GAA1
Exons: 8
Coding region: 1-3171 (1056 amino acids)
Biological process (GO): attachment of GPI anchor to protein
Cellular component (GO): GPI-anchor transamidase complex; membrane
Source: RefSeq, a predicted model, not a curated record